AUGGGUUCUGCUGCCAACACAAUCCAGAGCAUCCGUUUCCCGCCCUACCACCCCCAAUCUAACGAUCAAGAGGAGCGUUUCGCCGACAUAUCCAAGGUAGCCUUCCUGAAAGUUUAUGGAGUACGGACUACGGAUGAAAUAGAAUAGGUUUAUUGUAUCGCCGCUUGGGCACUGUCAGUCCCCUUUGAACUCAGGAAAAAAAAUAAUCCAGGCGUUCUUGUUUUCUUCCAGGACCACUAGGAACUCGGGAUCCCCUGAAAACGUUUCUCCUACCGAAGCGCUAAUGGGUCAUAAAUUACGUGCAACGUUUCAUGCGCCCGUCCCUACCUAUGUGCAGUCCGUCUGGACACCUUCAACGACCACUCACAGCAAACUUCCUGUCGGAGCACUCGUCAUCGUUUGUGCUUAUCGAACUGGUUUUCAGGAGUGGACCAAGACGACCGUGACGGUUCACUGAGGAAAUACGUUGUUUGAUGUCCACGUUGAUGGCGACAUCUGGGUACGUCACCUUCUUCAUAUGAACCGCUUUCUUUACCCGUUGUUGCUUCUGUGUCUUUAGACCACAAAAUGUUCCCCAGACGCCGGACAAACCGUAUGUGCCAGACAACGAGGCCGGCACAUCUCAAUCUACAUCAGAAGCGGUACUAAUCUACUUGGAGUGGAAGUGUUGGAAAUUUCAACAUUCCAUAUAUGUCAGCCAAGCUCACCAAAAGUCACGUGCGCGCACCAUCUUACGUGUGGCGAACGUACUAUCGACAGCGUUUCGCCAUCGUUUGCAGCCCCAGCGGCUCCGUAAAACUUGAUUGAUCCACGUCUGUGAGAAGUUUCUUGGCCAUUCUAGAACUUCCUCCCUGAAUUGAUGCGGAUAGAAUAUUGGCCGGUCUGAAGUGGACGCCAUAAAUACACACGGUUUUUCAUUAAGGAGAGCUUGAAAGUUUUGAUACGUUUUUGAUGGUCAGUCAUGUGUUGCUUCCCUGCCGCGUUUGUGUUUGAGACAUCAGUUAUGCACACAUACGUUAGUGUUAUUUCUGCGUAAUAGGUCGGAUCAUAAUAGUAUCAAAGGCAAGUCAAAUAUUUCAACGGAUACAAGGCGCGGAGAAACAAACCGAGAAGUCUGGUUAUUAAAAUGCGCUGAGAAGUCUAAACGAAUUUGCUUCCAUCAGCAACGCAAAUUUUCAAAUUACUUUACAGCCAACUCAGAAGAAGUGCGAAGAAUUGGCACCAGUUCCCUCUUAUGAAGACUUCUGAGGACGUUCAAACUGUUAAAAAUAGAGUAAGGUUAAGUUUUUUCAACAGGCCUUCAAGUCCGUCUACACAACCAAGGAUAGUUUCCUGCUUCUCACCGCAGAGGAUCUGUCAACUCCAGACAUGAACAAUACCGUCUUUUCAAAAGACUUUAUCCGAAAAAAACUGGAAAUAUCGGACGAAUCCAAGUCUCUAGGAAAGACGAGAUUGAUCUAGUAUAUAUAAGGGAGACAGGCAGAGUCCUUUAAAGUCUGGUUUACCGAAAUAUGAUGAUAUAAACGUACAUAUAUUUUCAUAGCUGUACGGGCGCAUAAUUACGGUACUUGUCGAUUGAAUAGACGACCAUCAAGUAAAGUGUUCUCGACUCUUCUUUUUUAUAAUGUGAAUGCUCUUCUCCAGAACGACCGAAUUAGGUAGUUUAUCCUUUGCUUCAAUCACCCGAUGAGAGAAGUUGGCCUGUACUGCAACGAUAGUGUACCUUGCUUUCAGGUUGCAUCGGGGGACUUGGAAAUUUAUCAUUUAUGCUACUUCAGAAAAGUCGACCAAAUAAAUUGCAUAGCCUAUUACCUUUAUGAGCUUGAGGACCUCGAUUAUAUCCCUUCCGUACUGUCUACAAAAAUGGAAAACGUUUCGGCCCUACUAAUCGUCCCUCAUAAGGUAGGCACGCCAGUCCGCCGAUUAAUUUGAUCGCUCUUCGCUGUACAUUCUCCAAAAUAGCGUAGUCUUGUUUCAUGCAGGGGCAACACCACUAAGCACAGUAUUCUAAGGCCGGCCAGGUAAAUGCUGCGAACACUCGACCAGAAAGCCUUUUGCCAAAGUAAAGGAGGGAUAUUCGGAUCGUUCCCAGGAUACAUAUAGCCAGUUUUCUAUCCCGAUUCAGUGAGACGAAGGCUAGAGUGUGGGUGCAAUGCACACAUCUAGAUCCCUUAUCUCGUUUAGCAACCCGAGUUCGUGACCUUCGGUAAAUACCGCUUGGCGAAGUUGCCUGCUUGCCAGAUGUUUCAAUAAGACGCGGCUUUUUUCGUCGUCAGGUACUUCUUCUAAAUAGAAAUCAAGCAACUUUAACCAAUCCCCGAAGUCUUCUUCUCCAUCAAAAAUAUGAAAUGAGGAUGGGUUAGCGUGGUAGUAGGGUGCUGGUGUUCUUCUAGGGCUAGACGAGCUGUCGUGCGCGCUGCCACCAUUGUAAUAUCCGAGAUACCUGAAGGUUUAGUCUCGUCUGUAAUGAGGCCUUUGGAGAGCGGUUGGGGUUUUUCAUCUGUAGGGUCAUAGUAAACAUAUCCAUUACGGUUUUGUCUUGCACGGGAUGUUUGUAAGUCUGACCGCACGAAUUGCAACAGACAAUACCAGAAUUGAACUGUCGAUAACGCAACGUUUAUUAAAUCAAGGGUUGGGAACGGGUCGAAUCGUGGGUUGGGGGUCAAAUGAUAAAGGGGGAACGACAAUAGAGUAGGUUAAACCAGAAGAUAUGCCCGAGGUUCUUCCGCUCCUUCUUGUCCGGGUGUCGGUACGCGUGACUCCGCCUUCUGCGUGUCCGCUUGGUGAUCCGUAACCGUGGCUUCAAAGGAAGUGGAAUAUCGGUCAGGAGAACGUUAACUAAGGAAUCAAAACAAACCUAACUAAAAAUAUCUGUCCUUUACAAAUGAAACAGUGUUUUUCGGAUCCCCCCCUCCAGUUCGGAUAUUACAUACCGUCUAUUUGCACUUUUCGUGACACACAAAGAAACAGUGGUCACUUGCUGUUACUGCCGCCUACUUACGCAGCUUCUUUUUGUUCAGGUCUGUUGGCUGCGGAUUUAUAAACAUUCUCAUUCUCUUAUUUCUUCUACCAUGUUUUGUGAUAAGUUUCUUCGUCUUAGAGUUUUUCCUUGUCCCUUUUUUCUCCAUCAAAUACUUAUGUGCCGUCCACCUGUUUAAGACGAUUGAACUCGCCUGUGCUUUUUCUCCACUUAGCCUUUAUGCGAUGUCGUUUGUAUAUAAGGCCUUAGUAAAGGCAGGUGAUCGUGUCGUCCCGACCGCGUUCCGGCCUGUUUGGGAACACCCUGCUGGCCCCAAGACCGUUUUCUUCUGGGCUCCGACCUUUAAAUGGGUAAGCAACGUAUUGUUUACAAACUCCCUCAGGGUCUCGUAAUCGCCGGUUUGGCCGAUCUUACUCGUCCCGUCGAAAAGGUUAGCGUCUACCAGAGUACAGCGUUAGCUGCUACUGGAGUUAUUUGGUCGCGUUAUUCAAUGGUCAUUAUUCCUAAAAACUGGAAUUUAUUCAGCGUCAAUUUGUUUGUCGGGGCAACAGGGAUCUACCAGCUCUGUCGCAUUUUCAGGUUUGUUAGACACAUUAUCCGUUAUUUUUAGAUACCGAAUGCAGCAAAAGGUCACCCCUUAAUAUGCAUUUGAGGCGAAUACCGUCCCACGUUCACUGUUUCUGUGUGAUGGCAGAAGUUAGGCCUUGUAUUUGUAAUUUUAGUCUUCCUUUUUUUUCAAUAAUAUACAUCAAGUUUCGCCAGUCAGGCAUUUCUCAUUUCCUGCUUUAUAGGUUUCGCACACUCGACUGCAUUAGUUUUCUGCUGGCAGUGCGCAAGGGUAUCAUUUGUGGCUAGCAGUAUGCGCUUGACUCGCACCGUCAUGCAAAUGUCGCCUAUACGGUUUCUCAAGAGUAAACAUUCUGCCACUUAAUUGAAUUUAGGGUCGUGUCUCGCAUUUUUGAUCAAAAAUUAUCUGAUUAGGGCAAUUUCCUGCAGAUGUGCUAGCAAGAACUGGAAGCGACUGUACCCUGUUCCACUUCCUCAGGCUGUCUUAAAUAUUUCUUUCGAAAACUGUUCCUCAACCAAGUCUAGAUCACAUCCCAAGUUACUCGCGCAGAUGCUCAGCACCCACGUUUACAAUCACUCGAAUCAGACACAAUUUGAAGUAGGUGAACUGACGUAGAGCUGUUGUUACGCUAAUUCUCAGGGGAGGCAUCAACUCGCUGCGUAGAAAUCACGGUGAAAUAAGUUUCCUUGGUGCUGCCAUGUGAGUAUCUGCGGUUGAACUCAGCAUCUUUAGUCUGCAUCGUGAGGCGCAGAAAGAGUCGUUGUAUGUCAUGGUGGGGUUGUUCGGUCGAACCCUCGAACACCGUCGCGGCCACUAGCGGCUCGCUCUCGUCUCUAUCUCUGUAUCUGACUAUUCGUCGGUAUUCUUUGCGGUUGGUCAAGCUGCGUAGUCGCAUGCUGCCGAAACGACUUCGCAUGGUGUGGACCCUUUAUCGCAGAACAAGGAUCGGGGUCCGUGUAAACAGCGAGAAAAUUAACCUUUUUGGUGUCACCGGCGCCUAGGACUACUUUCUCCCAAGCUAAGUGGAAGUGUUCGAUGGGCUGAGUCCUUCAUCACUCACUGGCAGGCCGCUCUGACAUUGUGCAUCCGUGCAUUGCAAAUCUUAACCAUGCUAAGGGCGUUAAGGUGCAGAAGCACGACGUGCUGUGUCCAAGCGCAGAUGUACUAAGAAAUGGACUCCAGAGCAAGGAUAUCUGCCUCUGAUUCAGCUGCCUGAGAUGUCUGCCCGACCACUGUAGACGCCGAAGCUCGUCUGCAGCCUCUGUUGCUUGAGUCGAAUCUCCCGCCAAAGGGACAGGCUUGGAAUGAAGUCGGACACCAGAUCAGUCUGGCGCGCGGUCUCCGUCUAGUUUCAUUGAGACCGUUACAGUCGCCCGGAGAUUAACAUGAAAGCCAAGCCGUGAGUGCAGGGACCCACAUGAAGGAAAUUCUAUUGCAUGGGUAUGAGAUGCCACCCAUACGUGCACGGGACAUAUGCUAUCCGGAAGUAUUACAUUACUGGUGCUUGCGGAGCAUUAUUCGAAUUUCUCGCUCCAACCUCGUCUGCAACAAACCAAUGUACAGUGGAUCAGGAACGGCACAGGCCAACUUCACCUUUCUUACCCACCAGCUGAGGUGGUUAGACCAUGUGCCAUGUUGACCCGUAGGCGAGGCUGUCUUGGAUGCCACCCCAGCCGAACUCGGUCCUCGUUGACGAGGACGUCGAGGUUGCCGACUAAAGGCGUAGGUAGAUGAUGUGAAGGCUGACCUCAGCCGCAUCUCUGACCCUGCGGAGUUGCCGUGCCGAGUGCCUGAAAUUUGUUCGGGGACCUGCCGUCAAUCACCGCGGAGAGCGAUUGCUCCUGAUGUGGUGAACUUACGUAGUGGAAUUGACCGAUUCUGUUUUAGUACACACCGCUACAGCCGUUCUUCAUUAUCUCGCAUGAGUCUCAUUGUGUUUUCCAUCUAUCACUGGCCCUAAAUACUCAGUUCCCCUAAUUAGAUUAUUCACCCGGACGGUCAUGUCAUUAAUGUUGAUGAAAGUUCGUUGAGUCGGUAUAAGUAGCAUCUAACGUUGAUAAGAUGCCGUGUUUGGCAUGCCUAUGGACUGGUGGCCUUUGUAAGUUGACUGUUCUGAUUUUGCUGUUCCAUAGUCCCAGUCCUCCUUAGUGCCCUGUCCGAGUCUUUGUUUGGUCUCCCGGAAAUAAGAUAGUUGUAUGCCCUACAUUCCUAUCGCGGUUAUAAGAGGCAACGCAUGGCCCUGUGAAAAUUAGACUGACUAAAGUCACUCGUUUCUCCUACACGGAGGUGUUACAGGUGACGAUCGUGCUUCGAAAUGUGGGUGCCGGCUUUAUAAAAUCCACAACAGCCUAGACUAGGGUUUUAUUCUGACCAGUGGAAUUCUGGUAGAGUGCCUGCCCAUGGUUUGAGUCAGUAACAGCUCCCUUUCAAGGCGAGAGUGGAUGCUCUGCAUCGAAGUUAGUGUUGUAAAAGUGAUAUCAAGCUGUCGCUUCAUAGGUUGGGUUGUUACUAAACUACGAAUGUGAGGCCUACAGUCCCUCCAUGAUUGUUUUUGCCCCUGCUCCUUGCUUCAAAGGUAGCCUCGUGCCUUCUGAGAGCUCUGACAAUAACAGAUAUUAUUGCUACAAAUCCAGUUAGUCAGGGUGGUCAUAAAAAUCUGCCCCGCCUCACGCUGCAAGAGGGUUGAACUUCUACCUAUUAAUAUUCUUCGUGAACAAUGUAGGAAAGGGAUAAAUCUUGUCUGGCUUAAUCUGGCAGUUUGCGUGUUCGAAGAAGCCUAUGUAUUACAGACUGUAUACGAUCCUGUUCACACCCUUUCAUAGUAAUUUGUUUCUCUGGGAGUUGGUUUUGUUUGACGUGCUACCGACAAAGGGAUUGAGAGAUUAAAGCAAAUAAUUAUCAUUUAUUUUCCGUCAUCGAUCAACCAUAAUCCAGCCCAGGAAAACCCGUGCUCGUUGGGCAGUGGCCACUGAAUCAGAUGCCCUAUUGCUGGUCCAUGACCUUGAUGACUUUCCUGGGACGUAGACUGGAUAGGUCGCCUCUCAUCAGAUAUUUCGGGUCAAGACGUCCGACGUAACACCAAAACCGCUUAAUUGUUGCGAAUUUGGCGAAAUAGUGGACGCGAACACCCAGGAUAACGCCUUCUAAGCCCGAUCUAGGUAUUUACGCGGAGAUUCUAGUUGGUGAGCGUGUGCCUCCACGGAAAGGUCGCGCAGUCUCCUCAUACGAUAGUUGUCGAGCAGCAUAGUCUUUGUGUAAGAAGGUCCAGUUACAGUCGCAGGCUUCAACUGAUGAUAAAAAUCUGAUUUGUGGAUAGGCGAGAAGUUAUUUGUACUGCCCAUCUGUCGCUGGACGAGGUGGCCAUCAAGUCGAUACCCUGCCAAUGAACUCCUAUGGUCACGAGGGCGUCUUCUUGUUUAUUGUCUCGAUGAGAUACACGAUGCCAGUUUUUCCUCACCGCUUAGAAAAGAACGUAAAACGAGAUACGGGAGGCCACGACUGUACCUGUAAUUGGCGCUUGCGAUCCGUCGUCGAGGCUGGAUCAUUUGCAUUCAGCACACCAUAGGGAGGUUUUUAGUAAUCACCACUCACAUAUCCCCAGAUCUAAACACAAAUGGUGCAUUGGUAACCUAGAAAGGCGUAUCAGUCCGGAAAUUCAUGUCUACAGACGGUCGCGGUGCACAGCGCACAGACGUAUAACCUUGUGCAAAAACGUGAUGCCACAUAGUAGCUCACUUGGACAAACAUUUAGUUUAGUGACGAGUGUUCCAAGUACAGGCUAGGUGUGCCUCGCUUAUCCCCCUUAAGGGAAGUAAAGCGUACAAAUACGUCCACAGUUCCUUAAAAGCUAGGGUACUGGAUUACAGACCACCCGUAUCACACAUGACAUUGCGCUAAAUUCUAGGGGGUCCGGGUUAGAGUUGGGACACAUGAAUAGCCCCCCCCCCACCCCCCCCGGAAUUCAGCACAAGGCCACUUGUAGUACGUGAGAGCGGUCUGUAUUCCCGUGUUCGUCCCCUUAAAAUACUUCUGGGUGCUUUGUUCCCCUCCUAGAUGGCAAGCCAUUUUGUUUGGAUUAGAGUAAGAUAAUCUGUUCCUCUCAUUCACUAAAAGUCGUUAUUUAAGUUAAAAACAGCACACUGACAGUAGAGCACGUGGUGUUGCCUCAAAGUGUGGAAUUUAUUUCUGGUCGAGAGAGUACUGCCUCGUUCAUCCUCCGAGCGCAACGAUUAUAACAACAACACCUAUGUGAGUGUUUGUAGUGAGCUUUCAAUCCUUCAACUUGCUAAAAAGGCAUCGUGUCCGGGCUGAACGUUGGACUCGAAACAUGCUCAGUAGGAGUGAGGUCCGUAGCUCGGGAGAACCAAGGAAGGUUUGAGUCGGGCGUGCUGGUUGCCGCGCGGGGGUGCUGUGGUAGCCAUUUUGCUAUAUUCCUUUUUAUGCACAACUUUUAGUUACUCCAGUUGUUAGGCGUUUUUAUAAACACACCAUUGUUCAAUCUUGUUUAGGUUUCUGUUUAUUGACCAUUAAAUGACACACCCAUCGGGCGUCGGCGACAUCAAGGUCCUUUCCGGCGUUGCACUUUCAGUUGGCCGCUUUGGACUUGCUGUUAGCUUGAGGUUGGGCUAUGGGUCGUUGUGACUCGCCAGUGUCGCCCUGGAGAUUGAAUAUUGGUGUAUCCGUGGCCAUUAGUCAAACUGUUUUUGCAUUAUAUCCCUGUGCUAUUCUGCGCCAACAGUCUGUUUAGUAAUACAUAGAUCACCUCUUACCUGUGCAAUUUGUCCCGCAUACCCCUUUGGGUCGGUUAGCUCUGCAGUAGUUUGUUGAUCGGGAACCCGCACGCAGUCCUGAGCCACCUAAACUGUGAUCUUUUACGUGCUGCUGCACUCCGGUCUAGUCCUCUUUUUUGUGAUUGGAAUUAAGCAAGGCCAUCUAUUGCCCAGACCUGCCAAUCUGGUAAUAUCAAUUGUCAUUUCUCGCUGUUUGUGAUUGAUUACUGUGCAAUAACUAUGUUCCAUCUUUCAUUAAUUUGGAACUCUGCGCCAAUCUGUGCCCAAGUAAUCGUAAGUCCCAACGUAAGCUACAGUUCCUCUUGAAAUUUAGACAUUUACUGAGGCGCUAGUUCUGCCUUUGCCAUGUAAACGUCUGGACCAGUAGGCUCAUGGACGGGUAAGUGGACCCAUUUUACUCACCGACGCAGGUGUUGCAAACUCGGACAUUACUUUUGGUAACGGAUUUAGUUAUUGCCAAUAAUUUUUGUUCGGACAUCGAGUGAUGGACAUCGUCAAGCGAAAAUCGACAAGGCGGGACUCGAGUUCAGGCACUCCGACAAGCAGGAAAGACCUAUGCUCAUUAGGCCACGAAACCCCUAAUUUCGACAUGGCUGCUUGUCGGUCGUUUCAUUAGACCAUGGUCUUAACUCACACUCGGCCGUUGUGAAAUGGGCGAUUGGGACCCAAAGCGCCGAAGGGGACACUGCCUUUUCGGACUGACUGCUAAGUCAUUUCCUAAGCUAUCCCUCUGAAUGGCAAUGUAACUAAACGGCAUUUUACUAUAAAAUGGGGUGCAAGUCAUUCGAUUUUAGCCUUCUGUGUUUCUAAGUUCGUACAUGUACACCGUAUUAACUAGUCUACAACAGCCGAACAACUCGUUAGCCCAAUUGGCUGGUAGAUAAGCGUCAAUUUUACCAACUAAAAGGGUCAUUACAGCCAGUAGAGGGGGCCCACGCUAGACUUAAUAACGCUAUAUGACCAAAUAAAGCGGGUUCGGAUCAGGGGUCCUGCAAGUCCGGGAUUGGGUAGGGCCGACUGACGACGGUUAAUAAGCCGGUAAUGGCCAUUCCAGUCUUCCUUGUCUUUGUCUGUACUCCCCUCCUGCAUAUACUGCUGGUCAUUGUGGAACCGCCUGCGAAAGCGUAGGGUUGAACCCCUAGGCGCAACGGACAAGCAUGUCUCGUAACACGAUCGUGCAAGGCUGGCUGGCGACGGCCAAUAAGCCAGAAACUCGCACUCCCGUUCCCAUCUUCUGUAUUGACGCACUCUUCUCCAUUGCAGUCUCUCUGGCAGUUGUUGGUGAAAGGUCUUGAUUACUGAUUGGUCGUCGUCACGUUAAUGGCUGUUAGGUCCCUAGGAUGGAACCAAAGGAUAAAGCGGAAUGCCCGCUUUUCGUCCCUCAAUCUGUCCACAUAAUUGAUCGCCUCGCCCAGACGACUUGAAUAUUUCUGAUAGCAUACUAAACCAGUUGUUAACGAUAAAUUGAACUCGGGUUCAAGUGUUGGAUCUUUUGGGCCUGGGGCUGGGAAGUGGUCGCCUGACGAUUGCAGUGAAGUCAAAAACGCUCCAUCCGCACCAACACGGCCUCAAGGGGGGAUUUGAAACGUUUGGUUUCCACUAAAGGUCCGCCUACCUAAAAUCACUUAAAGUUAUUCGCCAACAUAAAUUGCAAGAUGCUUUUCGUCCUCUCUUACCUUAGCCCAAGUUAUCUGCUGCCUAGAUUUAAAUAGGCCCCAGUUCAGUGUCCUAGGCCUAGGUACAAUAUUUAAUGAGGCGACAUGGGAAGCAAUCACGACUGACAUCACAUCAAGUCUCACGCUACACACACCUGAAUGAUCAGGAGGUGGACCGCUCCCUUUCAAAUUGACUCCCGGAGUCGGUUAUUUUGCGCAAAUUAAGGAAUGCCGAAAGUGGACUGAAUUCCAGCCAACAGCUCGUCGACUUACCAUAGCCGCAUAAAAUCUCUGGUGAAUAAUGCAGUCCCUUUGUAUGUCGGAGGGAACAGUUUAUUCUGGCUUUUCAGUUACAGUCUAUUGUACGCAACGCAAAGCCAAUUCCCAAUAGAGUUGAACGCGUGUUGGCGGAGUUGUCACGAUUCCGAGUUUCACCAUUAAAUGAACAAAUUUUGGAUUCUAGAACAAAUCAAACUGUGGUUAAGGGCGAUUUCCUCUUGAACUUAGCUUUCACUAAGUGUGUGAUUAACUUUACCCAUAGAAAAGCACGACCGGAAUGUGCUACGCGAUUGCAUUUGAAGAAGUUCACCGUGGCCGCUCCUAAUUAAAAUGAUAAUGAAGGCCGAUUGGAAGCAUAAAAUGUCCCCAGUCGAUAAAAUGUUGCACAUAUGACUUACAUAACGAUUCAAGCGGACGGGGCGUUAUCAUGUCCUCGGGAAGCAAAAUAAACUAACUAGAGGUCUGGUGAAGCCAUUCUUCACCAGAAGUGUGACCAGUUGCCUUUGAUCCAGGAUGCGUGACCGAUCUCAUAAAAUAUUGGCCAAAAUUCUGGAAUGCGUUUCCGAUUACGAAGGAUUACUUAAGUGGGGUUGUUAUACUGAUUAUCUUGCAGCCUAACCCUAUAACAUUUCGGACUCGCCAGGAUAUCGGCUUUUGAAUGCACUUCUUUUUGACCUCUUGCAGAAACCACACUCGGUAAAAAAUGACUCCUUAAGUAGCAUGCAUUUUCCCCAUUGAUUUUCGAUGGUCCUAUAAAUUCAAAUAUAUUUUAUAGAGAACAUGCACCAAACUAUGCUUUCUUUUGUUCAUUUGGUAGGAAAUCACAUUGUUUUCAUAUUUUAUGCCCGAAGAAAGUGUGUAUUUAGGCUUUGAAAAGUUUUCCAGUUCCCGAAUAAUUUCCAGCCUGAUCUGCCAUCGCAUCAGCGUUUAGUAAUUUCAGUCUACAAGGUACAUGCUUUCCGCGUAAGGAAAAUCAUAUACCCCUCUAUGCCUUUGAGAAGAUACCACGUAGAGUUCAUGAAAUUUUGCAAUAGAUCCGGACUGUGUUGCACAUUUCAUGAGGAGCAUUAGUAAACGGACAUGUGCGGUCCUGCAUGCAUGGACAUCGCACGGUCUUAAAAUCUCAUAAUUAAUAACUUUUAAAAACCUAAAUACAAACUUUCUUCGGGCAUAAAAUAUGAAAACAAUGUGAUUUCCUACCAAAUGAACAAAAGAAAGCAUAGUUUGGUGCAUGUUCUCUAUAAAAUAUAUUUGAAUUUAUAGGACUAUCGAAAAUCAAUAGGAAAAAUGCAUGCUACUUAAGGAGUCAUUUUUUACCGAGUGUGGUUUCUGCAAGAGGUCAAAAAGACGUGCAUUCAAAAGCCGACAUCUCGACGAAUCCAAAAGGUUAUAGGGUUAGGCUGCAAGAUAAUCAGUAUAACAACCCCACUUAAGUAAUCCUUCGUAAUCGGAAACGCAUUCCAGAAUUUUGGCCAACAUUUCAUGAGAUCGGUCACGCACUGUAAGUUGGUCGCGGCAGGAAUGACUUACGGGGUGAUUUAAGUUGUAAACAGUAGAAAUGGUGAUCCACACAUCCAUAAUUGUAAUGCUAAGUUCGGAAAAUAUAGACGGGUGCUGGAGGAAAAAUGGGAUUGUCCCCGAGCCCGAUAAGUCCUCCCGCACGCCACCUAGGAUGAUAGGGUUCAUCUCCACAUGCCACAGUUGGUCCGAGCAUAAGCUCGAGCUAUCACCGGACGGUUGAACACGCCUGGUACCCCCUUAGCCCGACGGGGAUGGUUAUUUCGCGAGGAAAUAAAGAAGCUUCGAAGCCAGAUGUUUGCUCGUAAAUUGUUGACUGGUCAGUGACGACCUUGGUCAGGUGAAAUAACUGGGCGGAGUCCGAUUCGCGUGUUAGAGGUUGGGAGUUACAGUGAGUGACCGAUCCCAUGAAAUGUUGGCUGAAAUUCUGAAAUGCGUUUUCGAUUAGGAAGGAUUACUUGAGCGCGAUUGUAAUAAUGAUUAUCUUGCGGCAUAAUCCUAUAAUAUUUCGGACUCAGCAGGAUGUCAGCUUUUGAAUACAGUGCGUUUCAAUCUCUUGUAGAAAUAGCUUAGGUAGCAUGCAUUUUCCCACUGAUUUUUGGUGUUUCUGCAAAUUAAAAUAUAUUUUAAAGAAACCACGCCUAAAAAUAUGCUUUCUUCCAGUCGUUUGAUAGAGAAUAUCAUCAUCUUUACAUUUUGUACUCGAAGAGGGACUGCAAUUAGGUUUUAAAAGAGUUUUCUGAUUGCCGAAUUAUUUGGAGUCUGAUCAUUCAUUGCAUUAGCACUUAGUGAUUUCAGUUUACAAGGUGCAUGCGUUCCGCGUAAAGAAAAUCACAUAUUUUUCUAUCACACGGAGUCCAUAAAAUUUUGCAAUGGAUGCGGACUAUGUUGUUCACGUCAUGAGGAGCCGUGGUAAACGGACAGGUACGAUGCUAUGUGAAUAGACAUUGCGCGGCUUUAAAGAAUCUGGAAAUUAGAAGCUUUUUUAAAAGCUAGAAUGAGAGAUGCGAUCGACGUCCUCGGUGGUGCGUGACGAACAGCAGGCCAGUGGGGAGCGAAGAUAGCGUGUUGUUUUGACCGAGCUGUAGAGAUGGGAUCGACGAGUGAGAUGCAAUCAACAAAAAUGCCGUCACAAGCUGGCGAUACUGAUUCAGUUCUUGCUGAUAUCCUAGUCAAGGCUUAGUUUGCUGUAGUUCUGAAUGUUGAGCAGACACAGGAGCACCAGACUGGGACAGGGCUUUUGAUACAGAUACAUAGUCCGUGGUAAUUUAACGUUCGAUGUUUUCUAAAGUACAUCUGGGGCCAGUGCAUGAACGUCUGUCGGAGUGGCGGAGAACUUGGAGUUUCAGCGACAGCCGGGCAAAGCUACCACACGAAAGUGGAUUCCUGCGGUGAGUUAACAUUGUCAGCCAACCCUCAACCUAGGCGGUCAAAAUAGUGUUUGCGGACUCGUUUUGCGCCCAUGGUCCUGAAGCCCACCCAUUGUAAACCCUCAACCGAAUGCUUCUGAAAGUAGUCGCAAAUAAACGUCGAAGCCGUAUUCCCCAUGUGUUUUUAUGCGGACCAUGCAUACGAGCGUGCCAAUAUUUGCUUGCACUCUGCGUCCACCGCAAAACGAGGAAACUACCUUUUUGACAGGCUUCACUCAAGUCUGAGAAGCCUUUAUAGGUUAGUAUCGCCUGAAUACCACUAAUGCAGUUGCACGGCCUCCAAGACAGAACUCUAAGGAUUGUCGCUUUUUAAUUUCCUCAGAAAUUAUCUACGAAGCCCAUGGGCUUUUGGCUAGUACCUGUGCAGUUAGUAUGGUAUCACCUUACCCAAGAGUAUACUACUAGCUGCCUGUCGGCAGUUAAUGAAUAUUACGCGGUUACCCGCUGUGGCUGAUGGACUUUGGCCCAAAUAUUCAUACAUAAAAUUCUCGGUUUGUGCCUUGAAUAAACUGAUCUACUCCAACUUCCUAGAUAAAUUCUGAGGAAAUUAAAAAGCGACAAUUUCUUAAUUGGAGUAUCUACCAGAAAACACACGGGGAAUGCUGGGGGACCCUCUGACGAGCCGAAACCCCUCGCAGCUGCGCCAUGCAGCGGCAAAACAUCGGCGAAACACGCGUGUAUGGGCUUUUGACUAGUACCUGUGCUGUUAAUAUGGUGUCACCUUACCCUAAAGAACUCUAAAGAGUGUUAUUAGCAAGGAAGUGUCUUCAGAACUGUUUCUCAGGGGUUCUGCGCCGGAACGCCCCUGGUGCCCUCCUGUGCAAGGGGGAGGUAACUGGCGGAUGCACUGAGCAUUCGCAAUGCGCGAUCCCGUAGAAAUUCUUCCAGACAAUAUGUCACCUGGUUUCAGAUCUUCGUUGCGUUUGAAAUGAUUUAUUCAUAUUUGACCCAACUCAGUGGGAUUCGAACCCACGCUUCAGUACAGCCAACUCUCUAACGAGGCCCCGCCGGACGACGCGAGUUUAAUCACAUUUGGGUCAAGUUUACCCGCCCAACCUACUGCAACGUCUGGAAUCCACCAAAUCUGAUACAGUAAGUUGACUGCCCAAGCAGGAUUUCCUAAGUACUUCACCUAGAAUCCACCAGAUAACUACCAGGCUCACGUAAUUUACUCGCGUCGUCCGGCUGGGCCUCGUAGCUCAAGUGGUUAGAGCGUUGGCUGUACUGAAGCCUUUCCCUUACUGCAUGGGUUCGAAUCCCACCGAGGCGCCGAGUUUUUCACAGUUGGGUCCGUAUGAAUUAUUCAAAAUCUGCCAAAAUGUCUAUGAAAUGAUUUAGUCAAGCAGUAGAGACGUCUCAAAUUUCUCACACAACGAUCCUAGAGACAAAAACUGGAAACGAACAGUGUUCCUGCGGGAAUAAGUACCCUCCGCACCAAAGGUGACCUUGCGCUAGGUUCCAGAGGUGGGUUGGAUUUGGACUUAGUAGUAGGGUCAAGGUCAAGGCUACGAUUAGGAGGGUUAGCGAUAGGGCUAGGACACGAACACUGCCUCAGACAGUCCGACACGCAUAACUACUUUAAAGGACAAGACCGCGCUUAGUAACUGGAACCUUAUGCGACACUGAGCAUUGAUUUGUUACCCGAUUUUAGUUUCUCUAAGGUCUGGCAAGCAGUUGGCAGUCCGAGUCCAGCAAGUUGGUAUAGAAAAAUCUCGGAACACGGGGGAUUUCUGAAAGUCAAUAAGCACAUUCGUCCUUCAUUCUGACAACCGUAUGGGGAAUUCGAAUGAGAGGUUUGUUGGAUUUUGCUGUCGUUAGACGGUCCUUCCCAACGUUGGAACCUUGGAGACCUGCGAUGCGAGUCCUAGUCCAGUUGGUCAUUUAGGCGAACACUUUACUAGUUGAGCUAAGGGAUCACGCUCUGUAAUGCCCGACUGGUGCCCAUCCUGUUUUAGUGCCCACGAUGAACGUCGUCGGUAACGAUGUUUAAACUGUCAUCCAGUCUGCAAUGUGUUGGGGUAUAGUUCUUGGACGAUCCAUGUGAGUUAAGCCUGAGGAUUUUAUUCUAGGUUCAUAUAUUAAUUUCUGACGACACUUAACUCCAACGUGGGUAAACUAGAGUCUGUGCCUGAAAUCACAUGCGUCACCGUGCAGGGCCCAUUAAUGAAUCUAACCACCCCCCACCCCUAUUCAGCUCUGCUGUGUGGCCACAGGCGAAAUAAUUGUUGCGUCGGCGAGGGUCAUAAGCAAACCCUAGCCACCACAACCCCCAGGCCCGGUCCCGAAUAGAACAAGAAGUUGCACCUCAGUAGAGAGAGAGCACUGUAUCCUAUACAGAAUGAACGGAGAAUACGUUGGAGCAAGGUGGUAGCCAGGUAAGGUCACAAGUCCGGGGUCGACAGAGCAGGCGUCUGAGUGUCACCGGGGCAGGCGUCAGAGCCCCUUGAGCAGGGCAUAUCUGCAUCGAACUUGCAGUUGGUCAGGGUAUUUCGAUAGCUAUAAAUGGUUGAGGACAUGAUUACCACUGACACACGCGCGCGAGAGAAGCGGUGUUGCGGUAAGCGCCAGGAAUAGCAUCACUGCAUACUUGCCUAGGCCUUUAGCAAAUGCCAAUUGUGAUAGUACGUUUAAACUACUCACUGCCCGAAACAAAAGUUUCGACAUCCGAAAAAAUAAGAUACAGAUGGAAUACCAACAACGGAAAACACUACUGGAAUGACCUUUCCCGGCCUGUUAACUGUAACUUGGAGUUCGAACCCGAGCUCUCUGGUCAUUGAGCGUAAAGCUAAAGGAUCUACUAGUAUGCUACAGGGGCCCUCUGCCUGCGGUCUGUGUUGUGGACAUUUGCCGAUUUGGACGCAGCAGAGAGUGUUCUCGCCUGAAUUACAAUCCACAAGCCGAGUAGUUAGUUUCAGAUUCGAUCCCAAGAUUAUCCAAACUUCUGGUCGACUGGUAACGGUCAAUAAGCCAGUAAUGGCCGUCCCUAUUUCUUUUUUUUAUAGACGUCCCUUUUGCAAUACUUUUCCCUAUAAGAUUGCUCACGAGAGCUCUGGAUCUGUCCAAGAGGGACAAACAUGCGACCGGAUCAUCAACGUAUAACUGCCUGGUUUUUCCAGCAGAGGUUCAAGUUCAUCACCAGAGAACGACGAAACCGCUAAAAAUUAUUUAUUUACUCCGAAGCUGUCGUCUCCGCACCCGCCUUCGCAGCAUCUGGUUAGGCAGUUCUCGAUAUAUAAACGUGAAAAAUGUAUCUGAACUCGUCAAAAGACAGCUGAAAAAGCAUUAGAUACAAGUAGCACACCAACCUACAACCACCUUGCGCACACAGCUUGUACACUCUAAGGACAGGGUGGGCUAUCUUAAUAGAAAACGUGUUGUCUACAAGAUCUCAUGUACCAGUUGUAAUGCUGUCUAUUGUGUCCAAACUGGGAAGUCUGCCUCUACCCGCAUACAUGAGCAUCAGAUAGCGGUGAGGAGACGAGAUCAUCUAUCCCAGGUGGUCAUGCACACACUGGACACAAAUUUACAUGGGAGAACACCCGCAUUGUUGCCGCCUGCCCAAUAAGAAAAGGCCGCGAAUUCCUGGAGGCAAUGCACUCAGAUGAGGCAUGCAUCAAUCGGCAUAUCGGUUUAGAUCCCACUUACAAAUUUCUCAAGGACAAAUGGAAGCGAUCGCAGCCAAUACCGAGGGGAUGACGAAAAUAAAUGACGCGCACUGACGCAGGCUUCGGCCAAACAUAGAUUCACUUGUUCGACACAGUUCAAUAGUUAACUGUUUUUGUACAUAACCCAAAAGUCUGACGACGAGCUGGGGAACCAGACUCGAAAAUGUACGCAUUAAAGUUUAUUCUCUUCCCAAAGAAUCUUACUUAUUUUAAAUUAAAUUUCAUGGGAUGCCCGUUUUCCAGCGCAAACGGCUAUUAUAUAUGAUGACUAAUUGCGUCAUAAUCAGACUAAAGGGGUUCCUGUAGUUCACUGGCCGUUACACAACGGCUUUGCCCUUAGUUUGCGUGCAGGUGAAGUCAAAUGGCUAUAGAGUCCUUCAUGUGACAAAUUACUUGUCCAAAUUGGUCAUCACGCCUCUCUACACCCUUGUGCUCAUGUAUCUGUGUUGACAGUUAACUGGCUCUGUGUCUAGUAUAGUUGGCGGAGAAGUCGACACACGAUACGGCAGACAACAGCCGACUGGUCGCCUCUGUACCAUUGAUUUAUAACCGACUUGUUUUGGCUGUUUGCGUUGUCGGGUUAGCGGGAAUGUUUAUACGCAGAGCAGACAGAAUGCGCUCUGUAGCCUCCGACGCGUCCUUGAAGAAAAGUAAGGCAAACCAGUAACUCGACACAGGCUUCUACUUUGUCCUGUCUAGGUUAUGCGCGGGCGUCGGCGCAUGAGACUUGGGGACUAACCGUUCUUCGUGGAGUGCGUAUUGGUAAAACGAAACGCCUUGGAUUUUGCUUGUGACCUAAUAGAGUGUAUUUCGGAUCUUGUGAAUGAAGUCGUCAGACAGGUUCGCCCGCAUGCCAUUGGGUGGUUUCUGCUGUAAUUCCUAAUUAAUGUAGUAUUGGAAAAUUGUCGGAACGUGUGGAUAUUGCAUCCUCUGAUAUUGCUCUUGAUCACGAGUUUGAAACGCCAUUAAAAUGCACAAACAUCCCCGAGGAUCAGGUCGUUCCCCUUUCGAAAAGUACUACUGACAAGGACAAGAGAGACUGAGAUUAGUUUUCUGGAUUAUCUUUCGUCAGCAGAGAACUUUACUAAACACCCAAGCUGGGAAAUUUCGAGGCCUGAUCGAAACAGUCUGCAAUCAGGACAGAUGGAAAAACACCACUUUCGUAGGACUUUCAGCAAGCCCACUUGCUACCGACAGUGCUUGAGACCAUGGUUAAAUAUAAAAGUGUUGGGCAUAUUGCUUGAGGAAAAAAACAGCCAGUUCAGGGCUCUGCGUCCGGCCAGCCUGGGGCUGCAGCAUAGCUGGCCGAUGAUGGGGUAUGAUCCAGAAACGGCCAGCGAAUUCUACCCUUUCUUUGCCGCGUACGCUUCUCGCUCGCUGGUUGCUCGUCGUAGUGCGACUGCCUGCAAGGUCCCAUGACAAGAAGUCGGGAAAAAAAACAAAAUAUAUAUUCCGUCCUACAGUCCAGUUGGCCUCGUAAGAAGCACUCCAAAUGACUCUUCUGGUGAUGAUUGCAAAUCGGUCCCAAUUCUACGAAUUGUUCCUUGCAUUCCGCAAGAAUUUUAGCAGUCCGACAGAAGACAUUUCCAACUGCCUAACAGUUGACCUGGGUAUUCGACAAUCAAUCGAUUUUCUAGACAGCGUCCCCUGUUAGGAUGUUCAGAGCUGUCCGAUUCACGCCCUGUGUUAGGCAGCAACUAUUGUCGGAUGAGUGAUCUCCGAUUCGCGAAGGUCCAUUUGUAAGUGCGUCCGCGGUAUUUACGAUAGGCGGACAAGUCCCCUUCUUGUGGGAACCUUGCACAUCGUACCCGGUCGUGUUUGACACGCGUAGAUUGAACAUUGAGAUCUGUCAACAACAUUUGCCCAGUCUCUGCAUCAAAUGGCUGACCGGCUCGGACAGCGAACGGACACAUGGAGGGGGGAGGAGAAAGAGUGAGGCCGACUCUAUGAACUCCGCCUCCAGGGCACUUCAGUGCGUCUGUGGCGGUCAAGGAUGUGAGAUCAACUUAACCCACGCGCAAUAAGUUCGUUUCGUCUUAUGUCAGAAGUCAGGGAGCUGUGAGGAGUAGUUUAUUCUGUACACAGGACAGGUUGCCGUAAGUUGGCUGUUUGUUUGCGACAGAGAUAAGCGUCCGUUCACGGAGAGCGUCAGUCGCGGUGUGUUGUUUACACGGAAGUGAAUGUCUGUGUCAGUAGGUGGGGGUGACUGGCUGAGUGCUGGUCAUGAGAUUGGACGUAUUAGGGGGACGCAUAAUCACAGGGGCUCACCGGUAUCAAGCCAGGUCGUUCGACGAGCGUGAGGUGAUAAUAUUUUGUGAGGGCAGCCGGGAGUCAUUGCAGCUGGACAGGAGGGGCCCCAGUUCUAGCCGGUGGGGGUGGUCGUGUGUCGACGGCCUGUCAACGAUGGUCGCGACCAUCGACCGACAAAACGGGACCGGAGGAAAGGGGGACUGGAGCAGCUGCCACACGUCCUUCACUAUAGCCAAACUGAUGAGCUUUGAAACUAUCAUGACACACUAAAAGCAGUGGCUUGGGUGGCCGUCAACUGACGAAAAACCUCAGUUUUCUCAGGACGAAGAGUCAUACUCCAAUGGGUCCUUCUUCAUUUGGCCUGUAUGGCUUUCCCAAUCGGAUGAAUUCCGAGCAGAGCACUUCCUACUUCUGUAGAAACCUGAUUCACCGCGCGCGUAUGGAUAGGCCGUUUAGAUUUGUCAACUGCUGCACGCGAUCCCGUCUCCGGUCGUCCAGACUUUCUUGCCAUCGGAUCCAGGUGGAGGGGGGAGGGGAGUAUUAUGGAUGUUGCGAAAGCCUGCUACCCUUAAUUCACACGCAGAUCACCGUUCUGCGUCCGUAAUGCUAGAGGACACACGAUGGAUAUUGCCGUUCGCGACGGUCGAACUGACAAGUGGGCAAAUGCUUGAUCAGUCAGUACAUCCAUGCAGACCUCCAGUUGUCUAGUUGUUCAAGCACAAUGAAUAUAGGAGAAGGCGACGUCGGUUUUACGCGAAUCUCCUUCAGUAUAGUUCCACCUAGCAGGAGGUCACCGCAAACUACACCAGCUCUGCAAACGCUAAGGCUAUGGGUGUUACCGCACAAUGCUGUUUGGUUGUAACUGUACACCGCCAGAUACCCGGAGGUUUUUAGCAUGAUUCGAGCCCUGUUGUGAUACGUUUAGAAGAGUUAAUGAGAGCGGGUUGGUCUCCUCAUGUUGUCUGGCCGCAUUCGCACGCAUAACAAUCACUGGUUUUCUCAUAAACGAAAGGAGUGCGCUAGUGAAAGGAUAGUGCAAUGAACCUAUGUACGUCAUCUGCGACUCUUUCUAGGUCCAUGUUGAAUGUGCACAUCAACGGCGUCGUUAGAUUCUGUACGGCUCCCAUACCCCCUCCGACCGAUAGGUUUGGUGAAAUUUGGCCAUGAGGCCCUCAUGAUGUAGCACAUUCUGACCAAUGUCCACCGAAACCAAUCGACUCCAAGGCGGGCGUGGACAUGGCUCCGACUCGCUUAAGCACUAGACCUCUGAAAACCUCACCGACGACUUUGCUUGUGGAGAGCACUUAAGUAAGAUAAAUUUAAAUAAUAGAUUGUAUUAUCUAGCACCUAUGCGGGCACUAUACUGGACAGCUUCUACCUAA
This is a messenger RNA of Spirometra erinaceieuropaei, 20517 nucleotides long. The record is from the annotation of a GenBank genome assembly. NCBI's taxonomy places the organism in Eukaryota, Metazoa, Platyhelminthes, Cestoda, Diphyllobothriidea, Diphyllobothriidae.